AUGUUGUGGUUUACAACCAAUACCGUUCAGAGUUCAACCACGUCUACCGGCUCCCUCCGAAAACGAGGGUCUCGUAAACGGUGUUAUAUCUCGGCCUGUCAACUAAAGCGUACCAAUCCGUUCUCGCCUCGAUCACAAUUUAUUUCUUUAUUUUAUGACCUUCCACCAACAGACUCUUCCCCUUCGCCAUCUCCUUCGCCAUCGCCAUCUCCGCCUCCCACAUCUGCGCCAACGCGGAGUGCGCAGGGAGGGGCGCCUCACCCUUUUCCAUCACAGUCCCACUCAAGUGGGUCGGGGUCCUCGUCCCCAAACCUACCAUCACAUACGAUUGCGGUAGAUGAUGGAGGGGAAGGUAUAGUUGCAUCCGACGACGGAGACAGGAUAUACUACCUGGAUGUUGUUCAAUCUCCGGAGCGAACCGCAGAAUUUGGCAAUGCUGUUCUAUCCAGACUACCACUGUCUCCUCCGCUCAUCGUUCAAUUGGUUGUACGUGACCGCAGCGGAGAUGUAGUCCAGAUCCAUGGAGAAUUGCCAUUCCUUGUUGCUCAUAUAGCGCUCCUUCGUGAAAAUGGAGCACAAGUUGUCGAGACCCCCCCUAGCAGCGAUCAGGUUGUGAUCUCGCCAUCUCAGAGGUCACUUUAUGGAUCACUUGUAUCAUCCCCUCAUCUCCUGCAAAACCAACAAGGACAUCCCGGCAUUUAUUUCAUCUUUCCGGAUGUGAAUGUGAGGAAUAGUGGCAGAUAUCGACUCAAGGUUUCCUUGUUGAAGAUUGCUAGACCCGAUAGCAACCAUGUGAUCAACGAGGGAAACGGGAUCACCCUGGUCUCGACAAGAACUCGAGUUUUCGAGGUAGUUCCUCAGGCCGAAUACGUUGCCCCUGCUCCAACCAGUUUGACUCAAUGCUUUCACCGUCAAGGCGCCAGGAUGUACACACCUCCCUCUAGUGCACCAUCUGGCCGACGCUAA
Messenger RNA from Rhizoctonia solani, 966 nucleotides. RefSeq names its product velvet factor. The transcript has 5 exons. Lineage: Eukaryota; Fungi; Basidiomycota; Agaricomycetes; Cantharellales; Ceratobasidiaceae. The record is from RefSeq and is a predicted model, not a curated record. Bases 1 to 966 code for a protein of 321 amino acids.